Molecule: messenger RNA, 9570 nt
Organism: Gavialis gangeticus (Gharial)
Lineage: Eukaryota; Metazoa; Chordata; Crocodylia; Gavialidae
Gene: MAP4
Product: microtubule associated protein 4
Exons: 24
Coding region: 203-7720 (2505 amino acids)
Biological process (GO): neuron projection development; microtubule cytoskeleton organization
Cellular component (GO): neuron projection
Molecular function (GO): microtubule binding
Source: RefSeq, a predicted model, not a curated record
AAGUCUUUGUGGCACUGGAGCAGAAGAGGCUGAGGUCACUGUCCCUGCCGGAGUCGGCCCCUGGUUGGACUGGUAUUCCCCCUCGAGUUCCCCCCCACCUCAGCUGGACUCUGCAUGCGUUUGGCCCACACGAUAAGCUGUCUGUGGAGAUUAAGGGCACAUUGAGAACAUCUGCUUUUGAAGGUUACAGAGCUGCUGAGCCAUGGCUGACUUGGAUAACAAUCUCAGUCUCGCAGACGCCCUGACAGAGCCACCACCAGAGAUUGAGCCAGAAAUAAAACGGGACUUCAUUGCCACUCUGGAAGCGGAGAAAUUUGAUGAUGUGGUUGGCGAAACAGUGGGCAAAACCGACUAUGUCCCUCUCCUGGAUGAUGAUGAUGCAAAGGCUGGGAACCAGGAUCAAAAAUCCAAAUCCCACACAGAAGGUGUUCAGGUGCAACGUAGCUCUGCUUCCGGACCAGCGGCUGUAUUGGAGAAUGGUGACCAUGGCAUAGGAGACUACAACACAGUACCCCACGGAGGGAUCAUGGAUGAGAAGUUGUCCCACAAAGAGUUUAUGGAUCACAAAGAGACCUGGGCAAUGGAAGAGAGAGACCUCUGCUUUGAACCGCAGGCACUGUUCGAGCCCAUGGAGGCAACAGAGCCUGGUCUGAUGUAUAGAGAAGUUGACCUGUCUGAUCUGAUAAUUCCUUCUGAAACACAGAAUUUUCCACCACUCGCCGAACAUGUAGAAGCUUCUAAAGAAGUUCAUGCACCCUACGCAGCUAUGGUGGGAUCAGAGCAACCUUCCUCCAAAGCCGCAUAUUUUGCUGCAGAAGCUCUAGACUCAUCAGCCUUCUCUAUGGACUCAGCUGCAGAAUAUCUGCAGGAAAGAGCAGCACCUGCAAGAGACAGAGUGCUUGAAGAACCUUGGUUUGGAAGUCAGUACGCUGAGGAGACACCAGAUGCCUCGUUCUUUGAGUCAGCAGUGCCCAUCAGGAUACCUGAUGCAGCAGAGCAAUGUUUGCCAGAAAGUUCAAUAGCAGAUGCUCCUUUUCUAGUAGCGGAGCCCACGGAAGAGACCAAAACUACUGCUGCACCCCAGGAAGCCACACCAGCAGGUCCUGUAGCAGAUUCUGGGUCUGUUCCUGCUCCUGCAGCCUUGGCUUUUACAGCAGAUUCGUGGGCUGCUCCUGCCAUGGAUGCCGGGACUGCUCCUGCCAUGGAUCCUUGGAGUGCCGGGUCAGCUCCUGCAGCUGAUCUUUGGUCCCUUCCUGCAGCAAAUGCUGCGUCUGCUCCCACCAUGGAUUCUUGGGCAGUUUCCGCAGCAGAUCCUUGGGUGGCUCCUGCAGUGCCUGUCCCUGCAGCAGAUGCUGGCUCCUCACCUGCAGCAUGUGUCCCCACCACCGAGGCUGGGGCUGUUUCUGCCAUGGAAGAGCUACUGACGUUUGACCAUUCCAUUGAGCAGCAAGGGCCAGCUCUUCAUAUGCCUCCAGCAGAAUCUUCAGCACCUUUUGUGAUCAAGGAACAAGAAGUUCCAGUCCCAGAAGUGUCUGUUCCUGGGGCAGAACAUAUUCCUGUGCUAGCGAAGCUGGGGGACAAAAUACCAUCACCCACCCAACAUCUUCCAGAGCCAGUCACCUGUGUCCCAGAGCCAGCAGCAGAAGCAAAAGAACCAGUGACAAUAGCAGAAGCUAAAGAAACUCUUCCAGAAAAAUCGGCUCCUUUAGGUGACUUCGCCCCAGUAGAGAAGCCAAAGGAAGAACCUGAAAAUGGUCACGUACAGCAUUUGGAGCCAGUGCAUGAUAAACCUCCCCAGGAGCCUACAGGUGUACCUACUGCACAAGUAAGGCAAGCUAGCAAAUCAAGUGAACGCAGGUUUGGCAGAACAGUGCCUUUUGCAGAUGUCCCAGAGGAGCUUCUAGUAGGUCUCCCUCACCAGAAGAGCACUGACCCUUUUUCUGUGGCAGAAUGUGGAUACGUCACUGGAAUGCCAUCUCGAACCAGAACGCCACAUAAAAAGGCAGCUGGACAGUUAUCUAGUGUGCCAUCCGAGUUUGUGGACAGCCAGAGAGACGUGCAGAGAGAGAGCUGGGAUUCUGAAGGUUCUCCAGUGAUUAUAAAGAAGAAGAAGAAGAAACCAAAGCAAAAGAGGAGCCAGCAACCAAGAACAGCGGAGCUGGGGGAAGAAAAUGUAGAGACUUCCAAAUGUCUCAAGGCUCCUCCAGUUGUUCUUGAACUGCAAAAGCCAGAGGUGUUCUUCCCCCUACCUGCUGAAGAGCACUUGACUGUCUCAAGGGAGUGGCAAGGAACGGGAGCUUCUGACAUGGCGAGGAAUACAAAGACAGAAAGCAAAAGCCGCUUCUUAGAUAAUCCAGAUGUGGUCUCUGGUUCAGCAGGAGGGCGGCAGGAAGAACUACUUAAACUCCCACUGCAUGCAAAAACUGGAGAAGUUGUCAAAGCGGAGGAAAUGAAAGAUGAUAGCUUGAUGCUGCAAUCCAAAGGCAGAAGAAAACGGGUACCCUUGGAGCAGCCAGGGUGCAAAACAGAACAGACUAAGAUGGGGGAACCCAGCUCGGCACCGAUACAGCCCAAGCCAUUGGAGAGAAGUCCUGUUGAUAAAAAUGAAAAGAUGGAGUAUAAAGAGUUGAAGUAUUCUGACCUCAAGGCACCUCUUUCAGAAAGCAUCAGUCUAAAUCAAGUGGAAAGUCCUUCAGAGGCCAAACCUGCAGAAAUCUUCCCUUCUGAUAAAAGUCAGGAGGCUAAAUACACAUCUCCCAAGGCUGGAGAAGCAAAUGUGACUGUUCCAAGUGAAAUUCAAACUCCCAGUGGGGCUUUGAUGGAUGAGAAACCAAAGAAAAAAGGUAGUGAUGGAAAAAACAAAAAAGCUGAAAGUGGGUUCUCCAAGCAGGCCACUAUUUUAGACACCAAGGCACAGAUGACUAAACUCCCUGAUGUGCUGAAGACAGGUGACAAAAUUGAAGGAACAGAUUCCUCUGCUAAAAGCACGCAGGUUGGCGUUAGCACUUCAGAGGAGUUAUUGAAGGCUACCACAGACAUAACCAAAGGACCCUUCCUACCACUGGUAGAAGAGAAACCCAAGGAGGAUACUGCUGCGGAAAGCUGGAAGGCUGACGUCAGUUUUUCAGAACAGCCAUGCCUUUGGGAGACCAAGACUGAUGCAGUCGAACUCCCUGCUCCUGCUCCUCCUCAACCAGGUGACAAAGCUACAGGGGCACAUGUCACUGAAAGCAAGGAGACUGGGUUCACUGCAUUGGAACCACAGACUGUGACAGACCCCAGCAUAGCCGUGGUGAUGGACAAACCCAAAAAAAAGGGUGGUGAAGGGAGAAGCAAGAAGAUCAAAAGUUCCUCUGAGCUACCAGGUCUUUUGGAGGCUACAGAUACCAGCCAAGUUACUGCUGUAGUGGAGACAGAUGACAAAACUAAAGACUCGAGCUUUAUUGAGAGAGGGAAGGAAACUGCAGAGCAUUUAUUAGAGAAGAUAACAUAUCCUAGUGCUCCAAAAGCAGCAGACAAGCCAAAGAAAAAGACCGGUGAUGGAAAAAGCAAAAAGGUUGAAAAGACUUAUUUCCAACAGCCGAUCUUUCUGGAGGCAAAGGCAGACCCCAGUGGUCUGUCUGCUGUCGUAGAGACAGAUGACAAAACUAAAGAAAUAAGUUUUGAUAAUAAAAGCAAGGGAAGUGGUUUAACUACUGUAGAACGUCUGCUGGAAGGCGGCACAGAUGCAACUCAAGUGCAAGGUCCCACUACACUGGUAGCUGAAAAAUGGCAAGAGGAUAUUGCUGGAAAAGGUGACUUGAGCUUGUCAGAGCAAACCUUUGUUUUGGAGGCUAAGACAGAUACAGCCAGAUUUCCUGCUAGUUCCGAGAGAGUUGGUAAAACCAAGGGAGGAAGUGUGACAGAGAAGAACAAGGAUUCUGAAUUUAGUGUAUUAGAGCAACCGCCUGUGACAGGUUCCAGUGCGACGCCUGUGAUGGACAAACCUAGGAAGAGGGGGAGUGAUGGGAGACGGAAAAAAAGUGACAGAAGUGCUUUUGAGCAGGCUCUUUCUCUGGAAACUAAAGUAGAGGCACGUAACCUUCCUGCUGUAGUGCAGACAGCUGAAAAACCUAAAGACACAGCCUUUGCUGAUAGAGGCAAAGAGUCUGACUCGAGUACAGCAGAGCGUCUGCUGGAGAGUUUGACAGAUACAGCCAAGGUGCACGUUCCUAUUGCUGAACCGGUGCAGGAGAAACCUAAAAUUCAGGGUAGUGAUGGCAAAAGCUUAUGUGAGAACUUGGGUCCCUCAGAUCCUAAAAUGGACCCAGCAAAGCCAGAGAUAGUCAUCCAAAGUAAAGAAACUCUUCCCAUAGAGAAGGGCAAGGAGCCUGAUUUUGCUGUGUUAGAGCCCCUCGUGGAGGAUAGGACAGAUAUAGCUAAGGCGCAUGCUCCCAUUCCAGAAGUGAUGACUGAAAAACCUAAGAAAAAGGCUGUCGGUGUAAAAAGCAAAAAAGCUGAGAGCAGGCCUGAGCCUCAUGCUGCUCUGGAGGCAAAGAUGGACCAAGGCAAAAGUCCCAGGAUGGCAGAGAAGGUAGAUGCUACUGGUAAGGUCAAGGAGGUUGAUUUUGCUGCUUUAGAGAGUCUGCUGGAGGAUUUAACUGAUACGGCUAAAGUUCAAGCUCCCAUUAUGCUGCUGGAAGUGGAAAAAAACGAAUUAGCUGAUAAGGGGAAAAGUGCAAAAGCUGAGGUUGGUUUAGAGCAGCCAUUCUUUCUGCAGCCUAGGGCAUGUGCAGCCGGGCUUUCUGGCAGCAGUGCAGAGACAGGUGACAAAAUGACAGGAGUCCCUUGCCCAGAAAAGAUCAAGGGGGUGGGAUUUACUCUUUUCGAGUAUCCAGCCAUGGCAGAUCCCAGUCCAGGACUGGUGACUGAUAAACCUAAAAAGAGGGGGAGUGAGGGAAAAAACAAAAGGGUUAAAAAUGCCUCGGACCAGCCAGUUGUGGAGACUAAGCCAGACAAGAGACAAGUGCAGCCUCCCCUUGUCGCAGAGCUGGAGUAUACAAUGGAGGAAAUGGGGUUUGUAGAUGAAAACAGAAAUAUCAGAAACUUUCCACCUGGGCAUCAGAUGCCUUGGGAUGAUAAAGUGGACUUGUUCGCACCAUUCACGCAGGCUGGAGCAGCUGGCUUUGGCCAAACCAGCAAAGUUUGUUCUGAUCAAAAUCAAGGGCUUGAAAGUACCUUUCCAGAGCAUCCAGCAAAGGACGGAAGAAGCAAGGUGCUCCCUCUCCCUGAAGCAGCCUUGGAGGACACUGGCAGAGAGUCCAGGACCAGGGAUAAAAAGGGGAAAUAUAAGCAGAAACCAUAUGAGCAUCCUGUCAAACUGGAAAGCAAAGGGGCUGGAACAGAGGCUUCCAGUUCAGGCACGGAGGGUGACAAAGCCCAAGAAACCGCCGCUGAGGAUAAGGUGACAGGAAAACCACUUUCCCUGGAUUGUAGAGUUAAACAGGACGCUGAGGUAGGAAGGGACCAUGUGCACAUGCCCACGUUGGCAGAGAAGGAUGACAAAGAAAUAAGUAUUGCGGACAAAAGGCAGAGCGAGUGCACUUCCUUGGAUCAUGUAGUGCAGGAGGCAGACCCAAAAAAUGAAAUGGUUCUUCCAGGUGCCAAAGUGACGGACAAAGCGGGAGGAACUGGCUUUGUUGUUGAGAAGGGUGUUGGGUCUGUGGCUCCCGAGCGGCCGAUGCUGUGGGAAAACAAAGCGGAAGCGGUUGCGCUCCAUGUUUUAGCUGCAGCCUUGGUAGAGAACAAAGCUGAAGGAACUGGGCUGAGUGAGCCAAGCUUCCCCGAGAGCUCUCGUGGGUCAGGAAACGAGGCAGAGGUAGCCGACGCUGCCCACGCAGCUGGGAGAGGUGCCCCGCCAGAAGACAUCAGUCCUGUUGAUGCAGUGAAGGGCCAUUGUGAAACCCCCCAGGAGGUUGGUGCGGCUGAGUCGGAAGUUGGCCUGAAGGACGUCCAAGCCUUGAAACCUGAAAAGGAUAAGCAUGCAGACUUGAUGCAGAAAAAAGUAGCUGGAUCUGGACAAAAAGUGGUGAAAGAGAAAAAGAAAGAAGAGAAAGUCAAAGCUACAGAACAGAUUAAAGGCUACAUGAGACCCACAAAAUCGAGAGGACUUCCAGCUCCACCACCCAGGCCUGCUGUGCAAGACCGAGAGAAGCAAAGGCAGCUGAAAACCAAUGGUAUGAACUGGCAACGGCACGAAAGAGCAAAACCAGAAGAGAUCAAAUCAGUGGAGGCUGUGACAGGGAGUGACAUCACAGCUCCUCCAAACAAAGAGCUUCCCCCAAGUCCUGAGAAGAAGACCAAGCCUUCAGCAUCCACACCGUCAGCAAAGCCCGCCGCAGAAAAGGCCAGGCCUCUGUCUGCUACCAGCCCCAAGCGGCCAGCUUCCACUACGCCUGGCCAAAACAAAAAAUCCACUAGUCCUACCACAGGCCCUGCUGCGGCCACUCCCAAACGCCCGGCCACCGGUACCCCGCGGCCCUCCGCUUUAACUGCAAAAGACACUAAACCAAAGGUAGCGGAGGCAAAGAGCACAGAAAAGCGGACCUCACUGUCAAAGCCAGCAUCUGCUACAACACCUCGAACUAGCGUGAAGAGCACCCCUGCCACACCCAGGACAACUGCAGCCUCACCAGUUACAACCACAUCUAGCAUGAAAAAUACUUCUGCUUCCCCACCCAAGAGGCCAACGUCUAUCAAGACUGAAACCAAGCCUGCAGAUGCCAAGAAGACCCCUGUGAAAUCACCAUCAGCUGACUUGAGCCGCCCAAGGAGUACUCCUGGAAACUCGCUGAAGAGUAGCACCACAACCUCUACUGCUACCACCCCUACUACUACUAUGACUUCACCUGGAGUUGCCACCAGUCGCCCCAAACCCAAGCCAGCUGCCACCAGACCCGCCACAGCCUCUAGUGCAAAUGCAGAUGCUAAAAAACCAUUGGCAGCCAAAGCUCCGCUGAAAACCAGCACCACAUCCAAGCCAUCUCGCCCAACCAGCAGUGUUUCUGCCCCAGACCUGAAGAACGUACGCUCCAAAAUUGGAUCCACAGAUAACAUUAAGCAUCAGCCUGGGGGAGGAAAGGGGAAAGUAGAGAAAAAACCUGAAUCAGCCGGUGCCGCACGAAAGCCUGAGUCCAAUGCAGUCUCUAAAAUGGCUACUACUAAAACAGCCGUCACAAAAGAGAGUGCACAAAAACAGCCCAAUGGGAAAGUCCAGAUAGUCUCCAAAAAAGCGAACUACAGCCAUGUCCAGUCCAAGUGUGGUUCCAAGGACAAUAUUAAGCAUGUCCCUGGAGGUGGGAAUGUGCAGAUCCAGACCAAGAAAGUUGACCUUUCCAAAGUGUCUUCCAAGUGUGGCUCCAAAACGACUAUCAAGCACAAGCCAGGGGGAGGAGACAUCAAGAUCGAGAACCAGAAGCUGAACUCCAAGGAGAAAGCGCAGGCGAAGGUGGGCUCCGUGGACAGUGUGGGGCAAACCCCCACUGAAGGCCCAGUGAAGACCGAGGAGAGCAAAGAGGCAGCGCUGCCAGCUGCGGCCCCCCUGGACGGAGCAGCGGCUGUACCCCAGGCGGGCGGCAACACGCAGGAGAACGGAGUGGGGCCGGCUGUGCCCGCGGCCGCGGGCGGUGGUGACCAAAGGGACAGUCAGAGCUUCGACACUCAGAUACAAGAAACAAAUUGACCCCCACCAGCUGACGUUCCGUGAGAAGGCCACGGCUCGCACAGACCACGGAGCGGACACCGUCGUCGCCAACCCCCAACCCCCCCAGCAGCGCCGCCGCCUCGUCACCACUGCACCAGCCGGCUCCCCUUGCAGAAGACCUUUCUGCAGCGCUUUCUCAGCAAGGCUUGUGACUCCCCCAGUCUCCCCCCACCGCACCCCCAGGGGGACUCAGCUUGGCCCCCUUAACCCGGCGCCUGGCUCUAGAGGAGAAGGGCACCGCACGCGAGAAGGGCUACUUCCUUUCAGGGAGGCUGCCUCGGUUUCCAUCGCCCUGACAGCUGCCCCCUGUCCCGCGCCACCCUCUCCUCUCUUCACCUGACGUCCUUGCACUGGGGCGGCUCUCAGGGCGAGCUCGAGGGUCAGGCUUCUGCCUUCAGGACAGGGGGCCGGGGAUCUGUCAGCCGAAGGGGUGUUUAAGCCAGCCCUGGGUCGGGGGGCCAUUGAGCCUUGCUCCGUCGCUGCCUGCGGGCCAAAGCCAGGCUGGAGUUAAUGGGGAAAAGCUGUGACCUUCCUCUUUUUUCUUUUUUUUGUUGUUGUUAUUUUUUUUGUCCCCCUUGCUGCUUGGGUUUCUGCUAUUCCUAUUGAAUGACGGUAUAGAUCACACACACACACACGUACAUACACAUGCUAGGCUGUUGACUUUCACCUUUUACUCUUUUCGUGACAGUGUUGAUGAUUUCUCAAGCUGCUGACCCAUGCUAUGUCCCUUCCCUCCCGCUCUGAUUCUGUCUCGCUCUCUUUCCCCUUCUUCCCCUAACCAUAGGAGAGUAAAGACAUUAACCGCUGCUGCAGUGCUGGCUUCUUACCGACAUAUCCAGCCUUUGUAACUGGGUUUCUUUUUUUCUUUAUCGUUGAGAUUUUUGUUCGUUUGUUUUUAAUAUUUUAAAGUAACGGAGCAAAUUCAUGGGAAUAAGCCAUGUCUGAAGGGAAGGGCAUGAGAACGAGCUAGCGGGAAAUCUCUUGCCGCAGCCGUUCCACCAGGCCCCACGCUGACUUUGCAGGGAGCCGGGGUGCAAGCACCUGGCGCACCCCCACGGGCUGUGUUGCCAGCUCCGGUGGGUGCUCCAGCACCUGCCCGUGCAGCAGCUCCCACGAGGUCAGCGAGGGGGAAGGCGGUUUAUUUAUGAACUCGGAUAACCACCGCCCUGCUCGCUGGCCGGAGGCUGGUGGCUGGGAGAGACGCGAGGCUGCUUGCACAAGGGUGCUGCGGGGUAGCGCGGGCUACGUGUUGAGGCAAGGGAAAGGUUGGCAACGGUGGGCCGGGUGACCUGAUCACCUGGCUGGGACGAGACCUGGCGGGAGAACGGAGGAGCCGCCUCCUGUCCAGAAGAGCAGAAAAGUGGGGAGCAGAAAGUCUGCAGAGGGCUGGGGGGCUGAGCCUUGUUGCGGCGCGGGUCGGCAGGCGGUGGGGCAACGGCCCUUGCUCUCGAGGGUUCUGGGUUGUGGGCCGAGCUCCUUGUUUUACGUUGCGAACGACACUAAAGAAACGAACUGUAAAUAAGCCUCAUGCGCUCAAGUCCAACUAACACAAAGCAGCAAGCAGAUAACGAAACACUGGGAUCAAAGGUAGCUGGAGGCAGACUUCCACCGGGGGCCGGCCUGGCUGGGCUGGGUGGGACUGGGGGUCCGCGAGGCAGUGGUGGCGGCAUCCCCGCCUGGUGGGAAUACUUGUUUGGGAAGCUGCCGCCGGCGCGACUGCCCAGAGCCUGUAUUUACACACAAAGACUCUUAUUGCACUUGUAUUUUUAUAUUAAAGUUUGCAUGAUUUCUAAUAAAACGGCAUUAAAGUGUGCUAGUUGGCAUCCAAA